Molecule: messenger RNA, 963 nt
Organism: Trypanosoma cruzi
Lineage: Eukaryota; Euglenozoa; Kinetoplastea; Trypanosomatida; Trypanosomatidae
Product: phosphoglycerate mutase-like protein, putative
Exons: 1
Coding region: 1-963 (320 amino acids)
Biological process (GO): positive regulation of mitochondrial fission
Cellular component (GO): mitochondrion
Source: RefSeq, a predicted model, not a curated record
AUGUUAGUUAAAGUAUUCUUUGGUGGUGUUGUUGGUGUCUUUUUUUCUAGUUUUAGUUCCUGUUGGUGUGAAGGACCUUCGCAGAGAGGUAUUUCUCCUGAUGGCUUAAGGAAUUAUACUCUUGAGAGUUUGCCUCCGCCUACCAAGGAGGAAUUGGAGUAUGUAAAGACUUGGGGUGUUCCGUGGGUGAGCGAUUGGGAUCGCCCUGGCGUGCGUGGCAUUCGUGCUGAUCGUCAUCGUUCGUUUCAGCGGCAGAUUAUUUUGAUUCGUCAUGGACAGUACCAGAACGAGAGUUCAAAUGAUGACCGUGUCCGCACUUUGACGUCGCUUGGGGAGGAGCAGGCUAGACGCACUGGCGAAUAUUUGUGGAAGGCGUUUGUGCAGAGCGGAAAUAAAAUGGUGAGGGCGAAGAAUUAUGCCGCGGAUUAUUUGGCGAGUGAUGCUUCAUCUUCGGGUGGCGUGGCGGGUGCGGCGUUGGGGGAAAAUCAUAUGGGAGGUUUCUUGAUUGCGACAGAGCCAAAAUUCAUUCACGUUUCAGACAUGACACGUGCUCAACAGACGGCAAAAUUGAUUUUGGAGGCGUUCCCGUCACAUGUGCGCAGGCGGUUGGCAACGGAUGCCGCAUUGCGUGAACGAUUCCCAUGUGAUCCGGAGCCUGUGUUCCGUAACAAAUACGCAUCAUAUAAAGACAUGCGGGCUGUGGAGGGGGUCUUUGAAAAGUAUUUCCAUCGGUCCACUGCGGAUGAAUCCUCCGUGGAAAUCAUUGUUGGUCAUGCCAAUGUGAUUCGGUACUUGGUGUGCCGGGCACUUCAGCUUCCGCCGGAGGCGUGGCUACGGAUUUCAUUGUCUCACUGUAGUAUAACGAGCAUUAUCAUUUCGGGAAAUGGACAUGUUCGGCUUUCGUGUCUGGGCUCGGCAGGACAUCUUCCCGUCGACCAAAUAACGACACGUAACGUUUCUUAA